AUGGCUUUCAUUGCCACUCCAGCUUUCUCAAAUCUUUAUCGAGGUGGUCUCCUCACAACAGCCACCGUUCCUAUCACAAAUGGUGUCUCAACUACCGUUUUUCCCACAAAUGAUCCCACUUUUAUCACCGCUUCUAACAUGCCCUUCAAUCCGUAUGAAAUGGGAAUCACUUCAAGUGCGGCAAAUGGAAUGUUUGGGAUGGCUGUUGGAAUGAAUGAAACGACACGAAUUGUGACAGCUCCAUCAUCAGAGAAAAAGCCGAUCCUCGAUCCAUUCGAUCCAGCCGCUGUUGUACCUUUACCGAAUCAAUUGGAGGAUCAAUUUGGACCUUUUACGACUUCUGUAUGGAAACGAAAUGAACGAGAGCGUUUCCGAGUGAGAUGUGUAAAUGAUGGGUAUCAAAGAUUGCGUAAACAUUUACCCGUCGCCGAAGAUGAGAAAAGAUUAUCGAAAGUGGACACUUUGCGAUUGGCGAUUCGAUACAUUCGACAUUUAGCUGAGAUUGUUCGCAAUGAUCAACAUUUAAUUCAUUGCAGAUGUUUCGAGAAUUUCACCGAACAAUCCGAGGGUCAUGUACAGAUUUUGCUUGCUGCUAAUGGAAGACGACAC
Messenger RNA from Mesorhabditis belari, 609 nucleotides. The record is from the annotation of a GenBank genome assembly. Lineage: Eukaryota; Metazoa; Nematoda; Chromadorea; Rhabditida; Rhabditidae.